CAUUGCUUUUCCAUCUUCAAAUCCGAGCAUGGGGCUGCUGAAUUCGACGUGGUAAAUACUCACUCGAAGCGAAUACGACCAAUUAUUAUCAUUCCCUCACCCCUCCCUCACUAUGGCCAUGGCUUCACCAACACCAAUGGGCGCAUCCCAUUUUACAUCGCUCUCCAGACGUCCCUCUUCACGACAAGCAUACAGGCAAAUUCCCUCGCGACCUCAAUUGCAUCGCAGCGACUCAGUACCUGUCGAGAGCCAUGCGCGAACCUAUUCUCUGAACGAUAGCUCCGAUGAUGAGAUAGCUCCACCGAUGAGCUCAGCCCUAACAAAUGCUUUGCUUAAUGCCGCAACCCCUUCGGUGGACGAAUCACCCAUAACAAAGGCGCGGAUAUCACCGGGACGGAAUGCGAACGGAAUUUUUCAUGGAAGGGCAGCAAGUGUCAACACAGUUCCAGACAGGAUAUCACCCAAUGGCACCAGGGUUCACAGCCCGUAUCCUCGAAGAAUUGUACGAUUAAGUGGCACGCCUGGCUCGUCAACUCUACGCAGAACGUCGUCAUUAUCAAGUGCGGUUCGAAAGCAUAACGAGAUAGCUCCAGUGAAGGCUGAAAGCCCAUUGGACCUAAGUACUCCGGCGCCAGUUCCAAGAACUGUUAGGAUAACUACUACUUCGUCUGGGAAUCACGGAAUAUCUGCUGGGUCGUCUGGAAGGCUGUCAAGCAGGACGGACUCGGCUUCAAGGAAUGAGGAGGCAUCGCCAGGAUCCCAAGAAUAUCCAACAACAGCCGCCAGGUCAAAUUUAGCUACGAGCCAAGGGAGUGUUUCCAGAUAUGGUACCGUAGGACGUACAAGAUAUGGUGAAGAGGCGGGACUACAAAGCUCAAUGCGAGUUAAGAGAGUGGUGAAAGUGGCGGGACAGUUUAUGAAAGGGCCUGCGCGAAGAGGAAGGAGAAGGAUGGAAGAUGAGGACCAAAGCCCAGUAGAUGAGCAGGGUGACGGUUUGGAUGCUGCAGGGUCAAGCCAAGAGCCUCAAAAUCCGGGAUCACAAACAUCAGAACCACAGAAUCAAGAUUCAGGAUCAGGUCGAGAAUCAGAUGCGAAAGCUGGAUCAUUCUUCGCCUCCAGCUAUAAAGACUUUGCAUCCGGGAGUCCUAUAAGUUCCAAAGAUAUAAUCGAUUCGGUAUUACGGUCAAAAUCACCUCCACCUCCCACAUUGGCCAGCUCUCAAAAGUCAGGAGAGUCGAAUAGUCGAGCAGCUCCACAGCUAGCUCAACCAGUAUUCAAAGUACCAGCCCCCAGGCCAGACUUACCUUCAGCGCACGAUCAGGAAAAUGAAGCUCCUCCAACUUUUAAACGGAAUAAACAAACACCUUUGAUACUUAUGGACAAGAUAGAAAAGGUGCCCGUCCGUCCUGAGAGCAUGGAUCUCGACGUUUUGCGUGCCGCAACUCCUUCAGAUCGAAGGCCUUUAGCGCCCAGAAGUCAAAACACGCCUCGAAGACCGGCACCACCUCCUCCCAAGAUGUCAAUUCUCGAUGCGGCGACUAGUACGGCUGGAGCAGCAACUGCGUCGAAUGCGGGUGGGAAGAAAAACAGGCUACGAGUCAAUGGCAAGCACUUCACAAGACUCGAUUGUAUUGGUCGCGGCGGAAGCUCGAGAGUUUACCGAGUCAUGGCAGAGAACUCGAAAUUCUUUGCUUUGAAGAGAGUCUCGUUGGACGAUGCCGAUGAGGCAGCAGUCAGGGGCUUUAAGGGGGAAAUCGAUUUGCUCAAAAAACUGGAGGGAGUGGAAAGAGUCAUUCGUCUAUAUGACUACGAGCUGAAUGAAGACAAGGGGACUCUGAGUGUUCUGAUGGAAAUGGGAGAGCUCGAUAUGAACAAGAUCUUGGACCUCCGGAGGAACGCGGAUGACGCCAAAUUCGAUGCCAGCUUUGUCCGACAUUAUUGGAAGGAGAUGCUCGAAUGUUUACAAGCUAUCCACGAACACGACAUCGUUCAUUCCGACUUGAAGCCACAUAAUUUCGUUCUCGUCCAAGGUCGCUUAAAACUGAUCGAUUUCGGAAUCGCCAACGCGAUUCAAACCGAUGAAACUGUCAAUGUUCACCGAGAGACGCAAAUUGGAACACCAAAUUACAUGUCACCCGAAUCACUAAUGGACUCCAACGCUAAGCCGGACUCGAGAGGACGAAUUUCAAAUGAGCCGAAACUCAUGAAGCUCGGCAAACCAUCCGAUAUCUGGAGUUUGGGAUGCAUCCUCUAUCAAAUGGUGUAUGGACGAGCACCAUUUGCCCAUAUUCAGAAUCAAAUGCAGCGUUGCCAAGCAAUCAUCAACUUUAACUACGAGAUCGAAUAUCCUUCGGUAGGCCUGGGCUCCGUGCCAGUGCCUGCAUCCCUCAUCAAAACGCUCAAAAAGUGUUUGAGCAGAGAUCAGUUUCAACGACCGUCGGCAACUCAGUUACUCAGUGAUAAAGACCCGUUUCUAAACCCUGUCGAGUGGGACGACAAUGCUCUACCCAUCACUGAGGAGCUGUUGGGCAGAAUACUCAUAACUGUAGCAGCGAAGAUCAAGCAAGCGAAUCCCACCGAAGCAGAGUUGUUAAAAGUCUGGCCACAAGGCUACUUCGAUCGGCUGAAAAAGAACAUGGCGGCAGGAAGACCACUGUAGAAUAUACCACCCUGUUGGGUGAUUGUGCGAGUCUCUUUGGAUAAAUGAGACCGAAGGAGAGGAGAGUGAGUUUUGCAUCUGUGGUUAGCGUGAGGCGUUUUUCAGUUAUUGAGGCAUGGAUACCAUCUUUAUUAAAACAGAGCGCUCUGUUUUUUUCUUAGCUUGACUUGACUUGUAGAAAUUAGGGAGUGGGACGUGUCUGGAUUGUCAAGCAAUUGAGAUCCUUAUUUGUUUCGUUGAUUAUUGUUUCUGUUGAUGUGAGGACAUUUGAAUGAGGUCCGCCUAAUUUCUUGGGACAUUCUGAACUCGAG
Molecule: messenger RNA, 2970 nt
Organism: Hyaloscypha bicolor E
Lineage: Eukaryota; Fungi; Ascomycota; Leotiomycetes; Helotiales; Hyaloscyphaceae
Product: kinase-like protein
Exons: 2
Coding region: 113-2659 (848 amino acids)
Biological process (GO): protein localization to kinetochore; meiotic spindle assembly checkpoint signaling; mitotic spindle assembly checkpoint signaling
Cellular component (GO): spindle; nucleus; kinetochore
Molecular function (GO): ATP binding; protein serine/threonine/tyrosine kinase activity; protein serine/threonine kinase activity
Source: RefSeq, a predicted model, not a curated record